UCUCCGAUCGUGCCUCUAGAACGGCUUGGAUCCCUCCACAAGGGUUGGGUUCGCUAGUGACUAUUGCCAGUGGGCAUACCGUGCCCGGACGACCAACCUGCUGGAGAGGCCUGUCUGUCCGUCUGUCUGUCUGUCUGUCAGUCCGCGUUGCCACUCCGUGCGAAUCGACCGAUCGGUCCUUACAUCAGUACGCCGUGUGCCGUCGAUCAAGCCGAACUGUUGCGCUUGCAAGGAUUCCGAAGUUCCAGGAAGUGUGUGUGUGACGUGUGUGACUUGCGUGUGUGAUUUUUUAAAGGGUACAAUCGAGCCGGAAGUGUGCAAUCCUCAGUGAGUUAAGCAUCUCAGGACAUUUGGAUCCUUUGGAAGUGGUUGGUGGAUAGUAGUAGUAGUAGUAGUAGCGAUGGAUCAACCCGUCUCGUCGAAUAGUGGUAGUGGAAGUGUCCCGCAAGUGCCCAUAUGCUCCGCCAGCCAGUCGGAGAUGCUGAGCCCACUGUACAUGGAGGCGUACUGUCAGUCGCUCGAGCAGCCGGAAUCGUUCUGGGGCGAUCUGGCGGAACAGCUCAUCGAUUGGGAUCAACCGUGGGAGAAAGUGCUGGACAAUAGCAACAGCCCAUUCACGAAGUGGUACGUUGGAGGAAAGCUCAACGCUUGCUACAACGCAAUCGACCGCCAUGUGCUCGCCGACAAGGGCAGCAAGGUGGCGCUCAUUCAUGACAGUCCCACCACCAACACGGUGCGCCAUGUGACGUACAACGAGCUGUAUGAUAAGGUGUCCCGAUUAGCGGGAGGAUUGCGGCGGCUGGGCGUCCAGAAGGGAGACCGGGUCGUCAUCUAUAUGCCACUGAUACCGGAAGCCAUCAUCGCGAUGCUGGCCACCGCACGGCUCGGUGCCGUUCAUUCCGUCGUGUUUGGAGGAUUUGCGGCGAGCGAGCUGUGCACGCGAAUAGAGCAUGCCGAGCCGAAGGUGAUCAUUGCCGCGAACUGUGGCGUCGAGCCGCACAAGAUCAUCUACUAUCUGGACAUCCUGCACGAGGCGGUCGCAAUGUCGCGCUGGAAGCCGGCCAAGAACAUCAUCUACCGACGGGCGAACAUCCUGAUGUCAGAUCUGGACGAGACGUGGGACAUUGCCUGGGAGAAUGCGCUCGACACUGUGCCGGUCGACUGUGUGCCGGUCGAGGCGAACGAUCCACUCUACAUUCUCUACACUUCCGGCACGACAGACAAACCGAAGGGCAUACAGCGACCGAUCGGUGGCCAUCUGGUCACGCUGAUGUACACGAUGAACACGAUCUACGGCCUCCAGCAGGACGAUGUAUGGUGGAACGCGUCCGACCUGGGCUGGGUCGUGGGCCACUCGUACAUCUGCUACGGGCCGCUGCUGUACGGUGCGACCAGCGUCAUGUACGAGGGCAAACCGGACCGAACGCCCGAUCCGGGCCAGUACUUUCGCAUCAUCGAUCAGCACAAGGUGUCGGCCGUGUUUUCCGUACCGACCGCUUUUCGCGUCAUCCGGCGCGUCGAUCCGGACGUCACGUAUGGCCGGAAGUACAGCUUGAAGUCGCUGCGCGCCAUCUUCAUCGCCGGGGAGCACUGUGAUCUGGAAACGAUGAAAUGGAUGCGCAAAACGUUCAAGGUGCCCGUGCUGAACCAGUGGUGGCAAACGGAGACCGGUUCGGCCAUCACGGCGACCUGCGUCGGCUUUGCGCAGAACCUGCAGACGCCCCCGUUCACGACGGGCCUGCCGUACUGUGGGUACGACAUCUACGUGCUGGACAAGAACGGCCACGAAGCGAAACCGAACGAGCUGGGACGCAUCGUGGUGAAGCUGCCGCUGCCACCGGGCAACAUGGCCACGCUGUACCGCAGUGACGAGCUGUUCCGCAAAACGUACUUCCAACGGUUUCCGGUACAAUCUCUCUUUCUCUCUCGCUCUCUUUCUCUCCCUCUCUUUCAGUGUUAUAAUCAGUCAUUUUUUUCGGAUUGCCGACGCUUUCAGGGCUACUACGACACGAUGGACGCCGGGUACAAGGACGAGAAUGGGUACAUCUACGUGACGGCACGGGACGACGACGUGAUCAAUGUUGCUGGCCACCGUAUCUCCACGUCGAGCCUGGAGGAUGCGAUCCUGCGGCAUCCGGACGUAGCCGAUGCGGCCGUGUUCGGUGUGCCCGAACCGACCAAGGGCCAGAUACCGCUCUGCCUGUACGUGACCAAGGCGAACGUGUCCAAGCCGGCCGCCAAGAUGUCGGUCGAGCUGAUCAACAUCAUACGGGAGGUGAUCGGACCGAUCGCCGCCUUCAAACUAGCCGCCCAAGUACAAAGCUUACCACGCACCCGAUCCGGUAAGAAAACGGUGGUUCCCCGAACCAGUUGCCAGUUCGGUUCGGUUCUAACGUCCGCUCCUCUUUUCCUGCUCCUUCCACAAAAAAAAACAGGCAAAACGUUACGCAAAGCGAUGGCUGACCUCGCGGCAAACAAGCACAUCACCAUACCGGCCACGGUCGAGGACGCGACGGUGUUUGUCGACAUUAAGCGCGCGCUGCGCGAGCUCGGCUACGCGAUGGCCGCGCCCGAUCCGGAGCUGCGACAAACCGUAAGAUGAAGGAUGACGGCGCAAUGAUUUUUUGUUCGGUAUUUCGGCACGCCAUCACCACCACCACCAGCCGCCUCUUUGCGUGCGUUGUUGCGCAUUGCGCUUUCGCGACGUUUCGGCGUUCUUCAUGUGUCGCCGGCUGCUUUGAUUUCUUGCGUAGUGUCUCUCUCUCUCUCUCUUGGCCCCCUUCGUUCGCAUUUCGUAACUUCCGUAGUUGUUAACGUUAUAUUACUUGUGCCGCACACACACACACGCACAUCCCCUUAAUAAAAACUAGCAAACAUGGUAAAAGGCUUAGGAAGAAAAACCC
Molecule: messenger RNA, 2903 nt
Organism: Anopheles coluzzii
Lineage: Eukaryota; Metazoa; Arthropoda; Insecta; Diptera; Culicidae
Product: acyl-CoA synthetase short-chain family member 3, mitochondrial
Exons: 6
Coding region: 401-2602 (733 amino acids)
Source: RefSeq, a predicted model, not a curated record